Monopterus albus (swamp eel) is the source of this 5638-nucleotide messenger RNA. RefSeq names its product WD repeat-containing protein 37. Lineage: Eukaryota; Metazoa; Chordata; Actinopteri; Synbranchiformes; Synbranchidae. The record is from RefSeq and is a predicted model, not a curated record. The coding region runs from base 287 to 1780 and encodes 497 amino acids. The transcript has 15 exons. Gene Ontology annotation, molecular function: protein binding.
GACUUUUAUUGUGAAAAACCCAGGGCCGGAAUUGGCUUCGUUAUCUUUUCUCACGUAGCGGAGCUCGUCAAUUGUCAACACGGAGUUUGGACAAAACCAGCGCAGCUUUGUCGCACACUGAAGAAAAUGUUAGAAAGGAUCACAUUCCCCACAACAUCCCGGAAUAGAACUGUGUAUUUGUAGACUUUCAGGCACAGGAAGAAAGAACAUAGAGACUCCAGACAGAAAGGCCCUGGUCGGCUGCCAGGUUCUUGCGACUGUGGUUACAUCAGGUUGGGAAGGAGGGAUGCCAGUGGAGAGUGGGAUCAGUGCUGCUGCCCGGCAGGCCAAGCAGAAGAGGAAGUCCCACAGCUUGUCCAUUCGUAGGACCAACAGCACUGAGCAGGAUCGCUCCGGCCUGCAGAGAGAUAUGCUCGAGGGACAGGACUCCAAGCUGCCUCUGCCUCUGAGGAGCAAUCUGCUGGACCUGUUCAGUCAGAUCGAGAGGGAGUUUGAAAACCUCUACAUAGAAAACCUGGAAUUACGCAGAGAAAUCGAAACACUGAAUGAUCGUUUAGCUGCAGAGGGGCAGACGUUUGAAGGGGCAGAUUUAGUCAAAGGAGCGCUCAAAACAAAAGCGAGCCAUAGUACCAGCCAGCUGUCACAGAAACUAAAAACGACCUACAAGGCUUCCACAAGCAAGAUUGUAUCCAGUUUCAAAGCGACUACAUCCAGAGCGGUGUGUCAGCUGGUCCGGGAGUAUGUCGGCCACAGAGAUGGCAUUUGGGACCUUGGUGUCACCAGGACACAACCCAUGGUGCUGGGUACCGCAUCUGCAGACCACACCGCGAUGCUGUGGAGCAUUGAGACUGGGAAGUGCCUCCUCAAAUAUACAGGCCAUCAAGGAUCAGUCAACUCCAUCAAGUUCCACCCCACUGAGCAGAUGGCUCUAACAGCCUCUGGAGACCAGACAGCUCACAUCUGGAGAUACAUGGUGCAGCUGCCGACUCCACAGCCUGUUGCUGACAUCAGCCAGCAGACACCCUGCGAAGAUGAUGUGGACUUUUCGGAUAAAGACGAGGCCGACGGCGAGGUCGAGGGUUCGAAUGACUGUCCCUCUGUUCGUGUGGCGAUCACGACUCUGCGCAGCCACCAGGGGGUGGUGAUCGCUGCUGAUUGGGUGGUGGGGGGCAAACAGGUGGUGACGGCCUCCUGGGAUCGAGCUGCCAACCUGUAUGACGUGGAGACCUCGGAGCUGGUCCACUCACUCACAGGCCACGACCAGGAGCUGACCCACUGCUGCACACACCCCACCCAGCGUCUGGUGGUCACUUCGUCCAGAGACACCACCUUCAGACUGUGGGACUUCAGAGACCCGUCCAUCCACUCCGUCAACGUGUUCCAGGGACACACAGACACGGUGACGUCUGCGGUGUUCACGGUGGGGGACAAUGUAGUGUCAGGGAGCGACGAUCGCACUGUCAAAGUGUGGGACCUGAAGAACAUGAGGUCGCCCAUAGCAACCAUCCGAACCGACUCUGCUGUCAACAGGAUCAGUGUGUCAGUGAACCAGAAAAUCAUCGCUCUUCCUCAUGACAAUCGGCAAGUCCGGUUGUUCGACAUGUCCGGGGUACGACUGGCACGACUUCCACGAAGCAACAGACAGGGUCACCGACGCAUGGUCUGCUGCUCCACCUGGUGUGAGGACAACACCUCCUGCAACCUGUUCACCUGCGGCUUCGACCGGCAGGCCAUCGGCUGGGAAAACCACAACCCCCCCCCUCCGCUGCAGGAGAAAUGACCUCCACCUCCUCCUCCUGUAACCUGACAGUGAUAGGCCACCUAGAGUUUGUGUUUGGAGUAUCAAAUACUCGUCACCUGUGGGCUUAAAAGGCGGCUGCAAAAAGUUUACUUUCAUCCUUUUUGUCUGUGAAAACUUGUAACUGACGUAGUUUGAAUGACUCAGUGAAGGAUAAAAUGACUGACUUUUAACAGCCGUCUGAACUCGUGCUCGCUGUCUAAUGCAUCUGUCACACUCUACAUCACCGCCAAUAUAUUCAGAACACAUUUGUGUGUGUUUUUGCAUGGCAACCAUUUCUCAUCAUUGAAAAAAAAAAAACCCUGUGUACCACUGAUGUAAAAAGCUCAGACGUAACAGCAGGAGGUUGUUUCUAUUGUAAACUAAAAAGCAUUUUGCUGCAGCUGAACAGUUAAAGAAGUGAAGUGCUGCACAUAUGUGUAUGCUUGAUGCUGAUUUAAUACAGCAAACCUAAUCUGUCCCACUAACCUGCAACAGGAACAGCAGUCUGAUGCUUUAAAGGAAAAAUCCACUAGUUUUAUACCAUUAGAUUUUGGUGUUCAGUGCUUUGCAGAUGUUAAUCUGUUACAACUUUCCUGAUUUCUGUGACUGCUCUUGGUCCAAACCAAACCUUAGUCUUGUAUUUAGCUCCUGUCCCUCGGGAUCUCUAAGUAGGACUGCAAAACACUGAUGCAAACAGGAAGAAGUUCCCGCUGUUUCAUUCUGAGGAACUGAUGCUAAAUUCAUCAGACCUUUUCCAGUUUUGGAAAUCGCCUGACCACACAGACAGUACUUUUUUUUUUUUCUUUUUUUUUUUUACCAGUAUUUCAGUGGAUUUUUCCUCCUGUGUUUGAUUCCAAAAUGUUUAGUUUGCCACCUGAAAUUUACAGCCAAGUAUCUCUAAUAUACAUAAUUUAAAAAUGCUUGACUAAAUUAAAACAAAUUUAGGCUCAUAAAGUAGGGUUUCAUUCACUUCAGAGCAGAUGUUUCUUGUCAGAUGACAAACGAUCACAUUUUGGAAAGACACUUUGUUGCUCAGUUCUGCUCAGUGUUCAGGAGUCUCUGUGAAAGCAAAGAGUGCACCUUAAAAAAAACAAUAGCUGUUACAAUUGUUCUUUUCAUUGCUGUAUUAGAGAAAAAGCUUUUGCGGCUCCUGUACAUAGUCAACACCGUCAGAGUGGAAAACCACAUUGUUUGGCACAUACCCCUAAAAAGGAUUUCAUUAUCCUGUACUGUAUCAAAGCGGCUGUUAACAGAGAUAAAACCAACUCUCCUGUUGACCUGUGAAGCGUGAGAACAUGGCAGGUUGCUCCCCACUGAGGAUACGCUUGUGCAGCUCAACCGUUUUCAGGCAUGACUGUCCCACUACGUGUCACUCAGACUGAACCUGAGCCUUCGGUCACACAGGCGUUUGAUGAAUGUGUUAUGAGAAGGUUGUUUAAAAUGGAAGAACUGAUGGAGGAAACAUUUUAUUAGUAACUAAAAAAAUUAUGCCUGCCAGGUGACCCAGUGGCUUUGGUAUAAAUAAGCUGUAAUUUAUGAUUAUUGAUUACAUUUUAAUGGACUUUUAAAAAUAUAUUUAUCCCUUUUUUCUUUUUUUGAUACCACAAAAAUAUUUAGAUUCUCUCGGCUUUUCAGACCAUUGUAUUUCGACAGACUCGAAAAGCAUUAAAAAGUUCAUCUGGACUUGUUUCCAAUACUAGGUGGCUAAUUUAAAAAGCAAUAAAGUUAAAUAGGUGCUCCAAACUUUGCUCAUCUGCACACCGAUAUUUAAAUAACACUUGUUUUAAUAAUUGAUGUUGCAGCAGUGUAGUUUCUAGCCUGGCAGUGCUCUUCCUAUACCAAAUUUUAUAAAUGCCUGUGUGACUGAACUGUUUGGUUCUGUCUGGAACCAUCCAGGACCACGAGACUCAGUGUCACUGUCCUGUCUCAGGAGAACUGACUGAAAUUCCUGUGUGCUGGUCAGUGUUUCACUCCACUGUGGAUGUGCAGGCGAAGCUCGUGCUCUGCUGAGCGUGGCUUCUACCCAGGGCAGUGGUUUCUCUUUAGAGUAGCAACACUGGGCUUAUAAACCAGAACUCCUUGUCUCAUGUGUCAGUUUUGUCUCCUGGGUGGAGGUUUGAGUGUUUCAGGUCUGUUUUGCUUUGGUUUUAUUGACCUUAAACUCAUCCUACACUGAUCCCAGUAGUAGUUUCUCCCACAUGGUCUGAUCAGCCACUUUCCUUACUGUAUUUCUGGAACACACACACUGUGUCAGUCAACAUGUUAUGUCAUGAAAUUUGAUUUCAGUCACCAAAACAUUGGCAUCAACAAAUUAAUGUAGAUCAACUUUGAUCUGCUGGAACUGAUGCAACAUGACUGUAAAAAAAAUUUCUGUUCUGGUUUAUAACAAUGCCCUUUAGUCAUUAGUGUUGAAACACUGUUGUGAUGUGUUUGCUGUCAGCCGCUCUGCUUCCUCACUGUCGCUACAACACUCCACCAAAGCUGCAUUUAAAUGAAUGGCUUGUCCCAUACACUGUAAUGGUGUGUGUGUGUGUGUGUGUGUGUGUGUUUGAGAUGCUUUCACUACAUUACCAGAACAAAGCGUGUGUGUGUCUGUAUGGUGAUAUAAAUCAGUGUCUAAAACAAGUUGUACUUUGCUGUACUUGGCGUGUGCUUUGACUGGCCUGGUUAGUUUGAGCGGUAACGCCGUGCACAACCACAGUUCACUUCCGAAUCUUUGUAGGUCUAGCUUUAGAGUCAUUAAAUCAUGUACAUCAGCAUGACAAAUGUUUCUUCUGUCAGAGGGUAAAACCACUUUUGGUGGAAACCCUCAGUUUGUAGGUGUUUGCUAACAUGUAACAGCUGCCUUUUGCAAGAAAUGGAUUUCUAAUAACAGAAAAACACCAUGUUGAGAGUUUUGAUUUUAGCAGGUGUAACGACACCAAAUCCAUGAAGGUUUUCAACAAACUAAAGUGAUUACAGUACUUGUCAAAAGGCAGUGGCAAAGUGUUAAUCUUCUAACUUUGCACCAUGACAUUUAUAUCAUAUAAAUUGUAAUAUAUGAAAGAAUGUAGCUGGUUUGGCUGUGUAGUGUAUUUCAUCUGCAGUGGUUCUAUCCCUCAUUACUUGACAUGUAAUCCUGCUUUUGUUUUUAAUUUGUGUAAAUCCAUUUAACUGCUUCACGAUUGAUGUCAGGUCAUUUGUAAAAGUUUUACAUUCACAUAAAUCGAAGUUGAUUGCCUUUUUUAUAAAGGGGAUGGUAAAUGUAAUGUCAUUUCUUGGCGCAGCUGUCCAGAUUAGAAAUUUUAAUUCCCCAUAAAACAUCAAAAUGACAAUUUAAAAGUACUGUGUUAUCUAAAACAAACACUUGAGAUUCAGUUUUUGGAACCAUUUAAGCAGAAAUGGAGUAGACGCCAUUCUGCAAAAGCAGUGACCUCGGAUUUAAAUGAUACAAGGUUUUGUGUGCAUGAAUGUUUGAACUCCACUUUAACCAGUACUUUGCAGACAGUUUAAGAAAGUUUCAGUGCAGUCAGCUGCCUUUUCUAUCAACACUGAGCCACUGUUCCAUUUUCAUAAUUCACCAGCUUUUAACAUUUUCACUGUCAAUCACAAGAAAGCCAGAUCACAUCAGCACUGGUCAUCGUACACCUGCCAUUUUGAAGCCUUGUAAAAUUGUGGCUCCUCGGUGUUAGCGGUGUUGUGUGUGAUGGAAGUGGUUGAUGUAGAACAACAAACAUGACAGUUCCAUUUGCAAUUAAAAAAAAAUAAAUAAAGAUGUAAACCUGUUGGACUGACUCGACCACCGUUUUGUGGAUCAUAGCUGUGCACUGAGAAACAAGCAUCUGCUUGUGUAAUCAAAAUAAACCAUUUGUGCUGUUG